AAGUAUCCAAGUGAAACCAGCGAGUGACACUUUUUUGUUAUCUUUCAAAACCUCUUCUUAUCAUGUCCCGUUGUUAAUAAAUGAAGAGUUUUACCUGAUAGAUCUUUCUACCAUAACAAGACAAAUAGCCGUCUCUGAAGCUUUGACUCAAGGACUGGUCUGUUGUGGAAAGAUUGCACUGAGGCUGAUCCCAAAGUUGUGAGAUGGAGAGUAAAUAUAAGGAAAUCCUCUUAUUAACUGGCCUGGAUAACAUCACUGAUGAGGAACUGGAUCGAUUUAAAUUCUUCCUUCCAGAUGAGUUAAAAGUCUCCACAGCAAAACUAGAAAAUGCAAAUAGGACAGAGGUAGCAAACUUGAUGAUUCAAAAUGUUGGUGCAGUGUCUGCAGUGACGAAGACCAUACAUGUUUUCCAGAAGCUGAAUUACAUGCAUGUGGCAAAAAGUCUUCAGGAAGAGAAGGAGAAAGUUGAUAAGAAAUACAAAGGGAAAAAAGGAACACAGCAAGUGAAAAAGAGAAGUCAAACUGAAAUGAGUCCUGGUGCCUCUGCAGCUCCCAGAAAUAGUGUCGUGGAGCAACACAUUGCACCAGAAGUCUCUCCUCAUGUUAAGCCUAAGCAGAAACAGAUGGUGGCCAAGCAGGAACCUAUCAGGAAAGAAGGGUUGCAGAAAGGCUCUAUGACAGUCAUGGUGCUGAAAGCAACGAAGCCAUUCGAAUUUGAGACCAAAGAAGGGAAGCAAGAGAUGUUUCACGCUACAGUGGCUACUGAGAGUGAAUUCUUUUUUGUAAAAGUUUUCAACAAAAAGCUAAAGGAUAAAUUCACUCCAAAGAAUAUAAUUAUAAUAUCCAAAUAUUAUUGGUACAGUCAUUUCCUAGAAGUGAAUAGUGUCUCACAUGUGUCUGAUGCCAAAUCUGACCAACAAAUCAGUGUCCCAAAGCACAUUAUCAGAAAAGCUGGUGAAACCCCAAAGAUCAAUAAGCUUCAAACUCAGCCCCGUGGAACAAUUGUGAAUGGGGUGUUUGUAAUCCAGAAGAAAACAGAACGGAGGAAUUGUCAAUUAUUUGACCUAAGUGACAGUACAGGGAGGAUGGAAGUAUUGGUGCCUGGAAAACAGAACAAAAUCGAAUGCGAAGAAGGGGAUAAACUUCGACUUACGUUCUUUGAGCUAUCAAGAACUGGAGAAAAACUACAGCUGAAAUCUGGAAUUCACAGUUUAGUUAAGGUUAUUAAGGCAAAAAAACUGAAAUGAAAGGAUCAAUUGAGAUCAAGCGGUUUAAAGAACAUUUAAUUGAAGAAUAUCUGAGACAGUAUCUUCAACCAGAUUGUAAGCAACCUGAGAGCAGCAGUAUACGGACUCUGUCCUCUCAUCCCCUAAAUUAGUCAAGAUGGGAUGAUUGCUGGAUAAACAAUUCCAAGGUGUUAACAUAUUGUUGCCAUAUAGGUUUGUUUCUCAUUCAUUGCAGUCAUGUUUAGUUUGGGGUAAGGAUAGGGUUCUGCUUCAUGUAGAUGUUCAAGGAUGUUAUAGAUGUUCAAUCUCUGUUGAAUGAAUAAAAUGGUUAAUGGAAAAUAUGUAAUAUAUGUAGUUACACAAGUCAAUACACUAAGGGUAUAAAUAACCAAAUUCACAGGAGAAAAAAUAUGAAAAGCUUGUAACAUGAAAAGAUUGUCAACUUCACUAAUAAUAUGAGACACAGUUAAACAAUGAGUAGGACUCUACUUCUACCGAGAAUGCAGAAAAUGAGAAAGAGUCUUGUUCCCAUGCUUACAACAACAAAAGAUAGCCAGAUGAUCUGAAAAAUCACAACUUUUUCUGAAGCCAUCUGAGGGCUGAGGUUGCAGUGAGUAUCUAAUUAAAAUAUCUAAGAAGGGAAACCUCCAAAGAGAGAAAAGAUGAAAGCACUUGUUCAUUUGGGGGCAGAUGAUAGAUACUAGAUACCCCACAAGAUAGAAGAAUUCAGCUAAAAUUUUUAAUGAAUUGCUCAAGGUUGACCUUGAAAGUAUAGAACAACAGGAAGCCUCAACGACAAGAAGAAUUUGCAACUGCUUGAAGGCACUUCUCAUUGGAUCUCAUUGGAUGAUCAUGAUAAAGAUUAGGGACAGGCAUGGAAGAGGGAAAGAUUAGCCACUAUAGGAAAGACGUGAAACCCUUCCUGAAUCCUUCCCUGCAGAAAAAAAAAAGAUUUCUAGGGGAAGAGAAGCAAAUUCUGCCAUUUUCCUACAUCAGCAGAGAGGGACAAGAUCAGAGGUAAAAAUCUCAUCCCUAAGACUCAGGGACACAGUGCCUGCCAAAGACUGAGGCUGAACCAGGAAAACAGAGAACUCGCCCAUUACUCUUCCUGCAACCUGCUCUUACCACCAGACUAAACAAGCACCAAAUAGCAAGUCCCAACAUUUAACUGCUGGCAGAUGGUCAAGAGCAUGUAAAAAAGCAUUUUAUUAGGUUCAGAUGUAAAAGGAAUACAAAGUUGAUGGUGUAGCACUAGAGGAACUUUAAGCAUGUGGUGCACUGAGAGUAAAUAAAAACAACAAAUGUCAAACCCAGAUCUACUCCUGUGGAAAUGAAUUCAACCACCAGAGUAAAGUCAUAGCAAAAAACAAUCCCUGUUCAUUUCCAGGCAUAAAUACUAUUUACCUCAAUCUCUACUUUCACAGAUGGCUUUCAAUAAAAAUUGCAAGACAUACAGAGAAAUUCUGUCAAGAGACAAAUCAAUCAAAAGAACCAGUCAGUUAUGGUAUAGGUGAUGGAACUUUCAGAUGGGAUAUUUACAAUAGAUGGACAACAUGCAUCUUCAGAUGGACAAUUUCAGUAGGAAAAGGAAACUAAGAGAACGAAUGAAAUGGAAAUGCUAGAAAUGAAAACCAUGGUUACACAGAUGAAGAAUGCCUUUAACCAGAUCAUUGGUAGACUUGACACAGCACACGAAAGAGUGAAUGAACUACAGAUACUACAGAUAGUAAUAAUAGAAAUUAUUCAAAUGGAAACCAAAAAAAUGAAAAAAAAACAUAGCAUAUCUAAGAGACAUGGGACAAUAUGUAGCAGUUUAAAGUAUCUCUAAUUGGAAUCCCAGAAAGAGAAGAUACAGAGAAUGAGGCAUUAUGAAUAUUUGAAAAGAGAUGAAGGCAAAGAAUUUCUCAAAACUAAUAGCAGAGUCUGAAUUACCACAGAUCCAAGAAUCACAGAGAACACAAGAGAAUAAUAAUAAUGAAAUAAUGAUAAUAAGCCACACACACACUUAGGUAUGUCAUAUUCAAACUUCUAAAAGGCAAAAGAUGAAGUUGGAAACUUGAAGACAGCCAGAGAGAAAAAAGACACAUAUACACAUGUACAGACAGCAGAUUUACAGCAGACUUCUUGUCAGAAACUACUUAAGCCAGAAGACUAUGGAUUAACAUCUUUAAAGUUCCAAAAGAAGAAGACAAUUUUCAAACCAGAAUUCUAAACCCAGAAAAUAGUCAAACAUGGAAGAGAAGUAGACAUUUUUCAGACCAACAAAAACUGAAAUAAUGUGUUCAUAGUGGAACUUGAAUUAAAAUAAAUGUUAAAGGAAAUGUUUUAGGCAAAGCAAUAUAAUAACAUACAGAAAUUUAAAACUAUACAAAGAAAAGAAGUACAGUAAAAUAAAGGUAAUAUAACAUUUAUGUUUUCUUAUUUUUAAGUGUUCUAGAAGACAACUGAUCUUCAAAAAGAGGGGUAGGCAAAAUUGUUCUGUAAAGGACCAAAUAGUAUGUAUUUUAAACUGUGUGGGCCACGUUACAGAUGCUGACCUUUGCACUGGCUAGAAAAACAGCCAUAGACAAUCCACCAAUGA
This is a messenger RNA of Equus quagga, 3807 nucleotides long. RefSeq names its product absent in melanoma 2 (gene AIM2). The coding region runs from base 204 to 1247 and encodes 347 amino acids. NCBI's taxonomy places the organism in Eukaryota, Metazoa, Chordata, Mammalia, Perissodactyla, Equidae. Gene Ontology annotation, biological process: cellular response to interferon-beta; activation of innate immune response. Gene Ontology annotation, molecular function: double-stranded DNA binding. The record is from RefSeq and is a predicted model, not a curated record. The transcript has 6 exons. Gene Ontology annotation, cellular component: AIM2 inflammasome complex.